UCCAGGAACCAAACUCGGGCGGAGUGGCCGAUAGAGCGGUACCACGCCGACGCCCCGAGUGUGUCCAGCGUUCGCGACAGUUCAUGGAGCGGGCAGCAGGCGUCAGGCAACAUGCACCUCCCGAAAUUCCGUCAGAAGAGCUAUAAGGCCACAAUCGACGAAAAUGCGCCAGUAUCCUCCUCGGUUAUGUCGGUUUACGCAACGGAUGACGACAUAGACGAGAACGGCAUAGUGGAAUACGUGUCGAGCGACUCUCACUUCGGAGUUGACCACAGCGGCCUGGUCUACGUCAAGGAGCCUCUAGAUUACGAGAGCUCGGGGGGCAGAUACAUGUUCUUGAUCUAUGCCCGCAACCCUGGCACCGCCAUGCCCAUGUGGGCACAAGUGCCCGUCUCUGUGGUCAUCCGAGACACGCGGGAGGCGCCUGAGUUCGACUCGCCAAGCUACAACUUCGCCAUAUCGGAGUUCUCGCUGCAAGGCGAAUACGUUGGCCGGGUCAUUGCUUGGGAUCCUGAGCGGUCGCUCGUUACCUACAGCCUCGCCAUGGUGUCUCCUCCCAACCACUUCGUGGUGGACGCAGCGUCUGGCAUCAUCUCUGUUGGCGAGCGCGGUGGCAGCGACAAGUUCAGCUACACGUUCCAGGCCGUCGCCACGGACGAGGAGGGCGCGUCUUCUACCGUCCCUGUCAGCGUUAAGAUCAUCGCGUACCGGAUCUCUAGCACGGCAGACGAGAACACGCACCCUCCUGUGUUCACGGAGUGUCAGAGCUAUCAGAACUUCAUGAUGAAGGAAAACCAAACGGAUCCCGCCAACGUCAUCAUCGUAAAAGCGACAGACAGAGACCAAGGCGUGCACGGCCAAGUGACCUACAGCUUCCUGGGCAACAUCGAAGACUUCGUCAUCGACGAGCGCAGCGGACAAAUCUCCACCACAGCGCCCCUGGACCGCGACAUGGGGCGGAAGGAGUACUUCAUGACGGUGGUGGCGCGGGAUGGCGGGUCGCCGCCCCUCGAGGGCUCCUGCUCCUUCGAGGUCAUCCUUGAGGACAUCAACGACAACGUGCCUGUCUUCGACCAGCCGUCGUACUCCCAGGACAUCCCAGCAGACAGCGAGACGCACGUGAACCUGUUGCGCGUGACUGCGUCUGACGCAGACUCUGGCGUCAACGCCGUCAUCCAGUACAGCAUCUCGGGCGGAGACGACUACUUCACGAUCCAACCUGACUCCGGCUACAUCAAACUCGUCAGGCCGCUCUCCGAGGACAUGGCGAACGUACGCGCGUUCAGCCUGAGCGUGCAAGCAAAAGACAUGGGCACUCCGGCCCUGUCGAGCUCGGCCAGCGUGCGCAUCAACGUCGUGGGCUCAGAUCAAGUGGCGCCCUCGGUGGUGGAGCGGGACCCCAGCCCUCAGGUCAGGGAGAACGCAACCAUCGGCACCAUCGUCGCCCAGCUCUGUGCCACGUCUAACACGGACAACAGAGACGACGUGUACUUCACGCUCUUCGCUGGCAACACUCCCUCUAUGAACGGCGACGGAACCUUUGAUAUCAGGAAGGACGGCACAGCGAGCUGCCCCCUCAACACCGUCGGCGCUGUCAUCUACGUGGCGGUGGCCAACAUGGACUACGAGGUCAUCACCGCGUACAAGCUCAUCGUGCAAGUCUCAAAUUCGAACGCUCGCAUCGACCACUCACUGACCGUACGCGUGCUUGACGUGAACGACGAGAUGCCGCUGCUGCAGCACCCCUUCAGCGGCGUCAUCAGCGAGAACAGCGACCCUAACUCCCUCAUCAUGACGGCCACGGCCAUCGACAAGGACGUGUCGCCGGAGUUCAAGCAGUUACGGUACAGCAUCAAGGCGGACGCGCCCGUGGAAGUUCGUACGAACUUCCGCGUGGACCCGAACACAGGCGACAUCUGGACGCUGCACACGCUCGACAGGGAGAAGAAGAGGAGCUAUGGAGUGCCCAUCGAGGUCACGGACGGCGCUCCCGGGCACAAUCGUCACAACCUUUAUUGGAUUACAAUAAACGACGUGAAUGACGAGCCUCCAACUUUCAACCUCAACCUCGGCGUCUAUAAUGUCAUGAUUCCCGAAGAUCUCGAAAUCGGAAAAGACACCGGCAUCCAGCUCGUCGUGGAUGAUCUCGAUGAUGUUAACGAGUUUAACUACCAAAUUAUCUCUGGUAACGAGGCCGACAAGUUCGCUAUCGACGCCAAAACCGGCACUGUAACCGUCAACAAAAAGCUCGACUAUGACAGUCCCGUGAACGACCGCAUGUUCGAGAUGUCGGUGACGGUCAGUGAUGGUCGCUCCUUCGACACCACCGGCAUCAAGAUCAGCGUAACUAACGUGAACGACCUGCGGCCAGUGUUCUUGCCUCACACCUACAACAUCAGUGUCGUCGAGAACCAAGAGUGCGAUGUGCAGAAGGUCCAGGUACGAGCGUACGACCCCGACCUGCCUGCUGAGCAGGAGGACCAGGGCAUCAGGUACUACCUCGACCUCGAGCAGACCAGGAACUUCACCAUCGACAGGAUGACUGGCUGGGUCUCCGUCAGAGGCUGUCUGGACCGCGAGGCAACGUUCGGUGGCACUGAGAUCAUCAACCCACGAGCAGACGAUGGAGGAGGUAAAGGCAUCAACGCUGAGCCUGGUGUCAUCAAUGUCAACAUCAUCGACGUUAAUGACAAUCAUCCUUACAUCAAAGUCCCCGACAACAGCAGAGCGCGGGUGCGGGAGAACCUGCCGCCAGCGAACGUGCCGCCGAUCCCCAUCCUGCUGGACGAUGCGGACGCCCCUGAGCACGGCUGCCCCUGCACGCUCGAGUUCCACCACGACGUCGACCCUCUCAUGCUCACCCUCUUCAGGGUCGAGAGAGACUCCGUCAACAACAAAUAUCAGCUGAUCGUGCAAGAAACGCUGGACCGGGAGAAGCAGAAGCGCUACCUCGUUCCCUUCGUGACGAGUGACUCGCAGAACGUGUCAGGUCUGCGUCAUCUCACCAUCGAGGUGGAUGAUGUCAAUGAUAACCCCAUGACUGAUGGCUCCGGAACCAUCACUGUCUAUAAUUACGAGACUUCAUUCGUGCCUUUGGGAAAAUAUCCUGACAUCGUGAUCGGAAACGUUUACGUCACGGAUGCCGACGACCACGAUUCAGGGGACAAGACCUUCGAGGUUGACCCCAUGACGGCAGCGGACGCCGAGGAGCAGUUCCAAGUCAAGAAGGAGACCGGCAACAUCACCAUGAAGGCGGGCACCAAGGCCGGCACAUACACUUUGUUCGUUCGAGUAACGGACCACGCGCGCAGCGAGACGGCCAUAGGGAGGCAGGUGAUCCAGGUGGUGACGCUGCCUGAGCGAGCCGUGCGCCAGAGCGGCUCCUUCAUCGUGGCCGGCACCACCGCUCACGACAUGGUCAACAAUAAUGGGAACGGACCGAGUUUGUAUCAGCGGCUGCGGACACGACUUGCUUCCGUGUUCGGCGUGGCUACGGAAAACAUGGACGUCUUCUCCAUCACGGAAGCGGAAGGCGGCGUCCUGGUGCGGUACAACUGCCAUGGCUCGCCAUACUUCACCGAGCCCCGGCUCAACGGUAUCCUGCUCAGCAAAAAGUCGGAGGUGGAAAAGGACUUAGGAAUCGUCAUUCCCCUCGUUGACACAGACAAAUGUCUGUACGAGAGUUUAUCUCCUUGUUCCAACUCUAGCUGCAACAUGGAGCUACGCAUCAACUCUACCCACCCAGCGGUCUUUGGUAGUGGAAACUCAACUGUCGUUAGUAUUCAGGUAGACGAGUAUUACGCGUGCACCUGCAGUGGCGAUCAUCACUUCCACGGCGAAGACGACGGCGAUCUCUGCGAAUGUCUGAACGGUGGCAAGUGUCUAUCAUCGUCAAACCCAACUGCAUGCACCUGCCCUGAUAAGGUUAAUUACGGACCAAAGUGUGAGCUGCUCUCAGCAAGGAUGAACAAAGGCUUUUCUUGGUUCAGUCCUCUCGACACUUGUGAGAGAUCGUCUCUUUCUCUUUCUUUCGAGAGCUCAGAGGAAGCUGGCAUACUGUUGUACAAUGGCCCAAUCGUCGCGAAACCUUACUUUGAAUACCCUAAAGAUUUCGUGUACAUAUACUUCGAUAACACGCCCAAAGUAGUUGCCUAUCUGGAAUUGGGAACAGGGACUAUGGUACUAUCAGUUCCUUUUUCACAAGUGCAAGACGUGCGCGUGACGGUUGUUCUUGAAUGGGGCAACGGAGGCGUAACUCUUACAGUACGCAACUGCAGUGCCACUGAUCCGUGUGAGGACUCAAAACCCUUGUUGGGCGAUUCACCGAGUUUCCUGUUCAAUACGGGAGGUCCCCUCCAACUUGGUGGCAUGGCAUCUAUGCCUUCAUUUGCAACGCUCGCACAAAGCUACGGUUGGAGUGUUACUCCCAAAAGCAUGCCAUACUUCACUGGCUGCCUCUCAUCUCUUCAAUUCAAUGACCAAUUCUAUGAUCUCAACGCAACAGACUAUUUCGCUAACUUCCAUCCUACCUGCGCUGAGGUGAAAAUGGAGGCCGUCGUCCAACUUGGGGCAGAGUCCAUCGUCAUCAUCAUCGUCUCGCUGCUCCUGCUGCUCAUGUUGCUGCUAUUGCUGCUGCUGCUGGCGCGACGCUCGAAGCGACAACCUUCGUACCCUGACCAUCUCCAGUUCGUGAACCAGACCAUGGGUGCCAGUAACCUGGAGGGCUUCGAGGAGAAGGAUGCCACUAAGUUCGACCUGAACAUGCUUAGAGUCACGCCUGACGGCCAACUCCUCUCGGCUGAGAAAGUGCCGCGAGCGAUGCCGGACGUGACGUACACGGAGCCGCUCUCCCGCGCGCCGCUCGCGCACAUUCCAGAGGGCUGGUGCGUGGGCGACUACAUCGAAGACUCGCUCCAGAAACUCCACAGCGAGCCAGAGUCGCUCGACAACGUCCGCCAUUACUGCUAUGAAGGCGACGAUAUGAGCAUCGCCUCACUAUCUUCCCUUAGCUCAGGUACGUCUGACGGCGACCAGCCUGCGCACUACGACGAGUUCCAGGAGUGGGGGCCCAAGUUCGAGCGCCUGCACCAACUCUACGGCCAGGACAACAACGCUGAGUCGGACAGUGAAUUCGACUUCCCGCCUGUACCAAAAGACGCUGCCCGGCAGUACCGCAGAGCGCGUUUCUAUCAGAACAGACCCUCAAGACAAGAACCUGCCGCUGACCUGAGGGCGAGAAGCCCUCAGCCCUACCAAAGACUGAGGGAUAUCGGUGGUGGUGAGGGACCACUAUACCACGAAAGCGUGAACCCCCUGGCCGAUGUCUACAGUGGAGGGGCAGAGUCAUGGUGCUAGCAAUGAACGUUCCCUAGUUUUUUCCUAGGUUCCCUUAAUACCAAGCUACUUUCUUCGAUGUAGUAAGUAUGCUUAUAAGAUUGAAGUCAAAACUUGACUGUAAACCACACCCAAAGAAAUCAAGUCUUCGAUCUUUUAAAUUAAAGUAUUUAGGAAAUAUUUUUACCGUCCGAUUUUCCGAAAACGUU
This is a messenger RNA of Hyalella azteca, 5543 nucleotides long. Its product is annotated as DE-cadherin. Lineage: Eukaryota; Metazoa; Arthropoda; Malacostraca; Amphipoda; Hyalellidae. Gene Ontology annotation, molecular function: calcium ion binding. The transcript has 31 exons. Gene Ontology annotation, cellular component: plasma membrane. Gene Ontology annotation, biological process: homophilic cell-cell adhesion. The record is from RefSeq and is a predicted model, not a curated record. The coding region runs from base 112 to 5355 and encodes 1747 amino acids.